UGUGAUUACUACUUUCAAGUUUCGUGACAAAAUCUUAUUGGGAUUAUGAUGGAACCAAUCGGAGAAGAAAGAUCCUUGUCAGAAACACCAACUUGGGCUGUGGCAACUGUUGUCACUAUUCUUGUUUCUCUUAGUUUCUUGUUUCAUGGCACAUUAAAGAAGUUUCUUAAGUGGAUGGCCAGAACCAAGAGAAAAUCUCUGCUUUCUGCUCUGGAAAAGAUCCAAGAAGAAUUAAUGCUGUUUGGGCUGCUGUCAUUGAUCAUGGGUCAUUGGAUUAUCUUUGUGGCGAAGAUUUGUGUCAAAUCAUCAGCAUUAAGCAGCAUGUUCUUCCCUUGUGCAGUCAAAGACAUUUCUGGAACAGCAGUGCAACACAAUAUUUUCUGGCAUACUUCACACUAUAAUAACAGUGAUUCCAAAGAGAAACUCCACAUUGGCCUCCGAAAUUAUUGUCCUGAGGGACAUGAAUCAUUGGCUUCUUAUGAGAGCCUUGAGCAGCUUCAUCGCUUUAUGUUUGUUCUUGCAAUCACACAUGUUACAUAUAGCUUUGUUGCUGUUGCCUUGGCCAUGAUCAAGAUAUAUAGCUGGAGAACAUGGGAAAAUGAAGCAAAGACUAUGGCUUUACAACAAAGCUUGCAAGGUACUCCACAAACUACAUCAAGCAUAAGAUUGAAUCGGCUUACAACGUUCGUCUUUCACCAAACAUCCCAUCCCUGGAGUAAUCACAAAGUUCUUGUUUGGCUGCUAUGCUUCAGCCGCCAAUUCUGGAGUUCUAUCAACUGUGCUGAUUACAUGGCGUUGCGCUUAGGCUUCAUUACUAAUCAUGAACUUCCCCUGACAUAUGAUUUCCACAACUAUAUGCUUCGAAGCAUGGAUGAUGAAUUUCGUGACAUUGUUGGUGUUAGUGUGCUUCUCUGGAUAUAUGCCAUAUGCUGCAUAUUUCUAAAUUUUCAUGGAAGCAACUUUUACUUUUGGCUUUCCUUUGUUCCAGCAAUUUUGAUACUCAUAAUUGGUACUAAAUUGCACCGAGUGGUGGUAAAGUUGGCUACUGAAAUAGUAGAUCGUUGCCCUUAUGUUAAGCCUCAUCAGUUUAAUUUGAGAGAUGAACUCUUUUGGUUUGGAAAGCCAAGGUUUUUGUUGCGCUUAAUACACUUGAUAUCCUUCUUGAAUGCGUUUGAGAUGGCAUCUUUCUUGUGGUCCUUGUGGGAAAUCAAAGAACCUUCUUGUUUCAUGAAAAACAAAACCUUUAUUGCAAUCCGCUUAUCAUUCGGGGUAGUCUCACAAGUAUGGUGCAGCUUCAUAACAUUUCCUCUAUAUGUUAUCAUCACACAGAUGGGGUCAAGGUUCAAGAAGUCAGUGGUGUCAGAGAAUGUGAGAGAAUCACUGUCUAAAUGGCAGAGAAGAGUGAAGCACAAACAGAGUUCCCCUCAAGCACUGGUUUCUGAAACAUCUCCAUCAUCGGAUUCUGGUAUCAACAAUGCAAUGGACAAGUUAAUCAGUGGGGAAGGAACCUCCUCUGGAACUAAACAUGAUUAUUCUUACUCUCAUCAUCAUUUUGAUUAUGUCACUUCCAGAAGACAAAGAAAUGAACCAUUUCUUAGUCAUGAUGAUGAUGAUGAUGAUUCAUAUCCUCUUCCACUUUCUUGAGAUUAUUUUGUUAACAUUGUGAAAAUUGUGAUGAAUUGAU
This is a messenger RNA of Arachis duranensis, 1684 nucleotides long. RefSeq names its product MLO-like protein 4. The transcript is spliced from 15 exons. NCBI's taxonomy places the organism in Eukaryota, Viridiplantae, Streptophyta, Magnoliopsida, Fabales, Fabaceae. Gene Ontology annotation, biological process: defense response. Gene Ontology annotation, cellular component: membrane. Bases 46 to 1644 code for a protein of 532 amino acids. The record is from RefSeq and is a predicted model, not a curated record.